AUGCGCUGCAGGCACAGGAAUAACAGCAGCCUGGCCGGUGCUGACAGCCAAGGUAGGCAGCCCCUAACUGCCAGAGGCCCGCUGGUAACCACCAUUGUGGGCACAGUUCUGGGUGCUCGUGCGAUACUGGAACACUCCCCUACCCGCCCCGCCGAGAAUGGGGAACCGGCGGCGCCAGGUUGUGAGUCCGCCAAGCUCCCGGCAGGCUGCGCGGCGCUCCUGGCGUGCACCUUGGCGUGCGGAGCUGGCACCUUGGCGCCGUGGGCGGCGGCGGGGACAGCUGUAGAGUGUGAAGUUCCUUGUCUGCUGGCAGCCAGAGGCGACGAGUCUGGAUGUCAUGGAAGUCAUCUUUGGGUCACAGUGCGGGGAUGGAGCCCAGCCUGGUAUCCGAGACGGGACUUAGAAGGCUAUAAAGGCCUGAGUCUGUCCGCCCUGAAAGUAGCUGGAGAAGAGACGAAUCAGGGCCGGGUAGAGCUCUGCUUUCCUCACUGGGCCCUGGGGAGCCCUUACUCAGAAGAGCUGCUCUCAGAGUUUGAUGGGAGCAGUCAACACUGUGAGGGAAACGGAAGGAUGCCAAUUCUGCGCUUCUCAGUAACUACAAGGUGUUUCAGUUACUAACUGAUCUGAAAGAACAGCGUAAAGAAAGUGGAAAGAGGCCGGGCGCGGUGGGCUCAAGACUGUUUAAUCCC
Messenger RNA from Cercocebus atys (sooty mangabey), 689 nucleotides. RefSeq lists its product as uncharacterized. The coding region runs from base 1 to 618 and encodes 205 amino acids. The record is from RefSeq and is a predicted model, not a curated record. The transcript is spliced from 5 exons. Lineage: Eukaryota; Metazoa; Chordata; Mammalia; Primates; Cercopithecidae.